AUGAGGUCCCUGAUGAAACCGUGUUUUAAGUGUGACGUGUGUGGCCAAGAGUUCAAAAAGCAGUACCUACUGCGAAAACACCUGCAUGACCAUGCAAAAAACAAACCUCACCAUUGUCCAAAAUGCCCCGCAACAUUUAACGUACCAACAAACUUCACCCUGCACAUGGCGACGCACAACGCCGGCGAGCCCAAGUGCCCCGAGUGCGGCAAAAAGUUCGCCCGAGUAGCUAGCUUGAAGGCGCACAUGCUCAUACACCAGAUGGACGAGAGCCUCUACUGCACCGAGUGCGACGACACCUUCGCGACCAAGAGCCAGCUCGAGGCCCACCAGAGCUUGCACGACGAAAAAUGGCCCGGCAACGCUUGCAAGCGCUGCCGGGUCUGCGGCAAACAGUUCACCAAGCCCGUCCUCUAUCGCCAGCACCUCCGCGACCACUACAAGCUGAAAGUCAAGUGCUCGAAGCAGACGAAGCGCGGGGUUCGGCAACGCACGGCUUACAAGUGCAAGGUGUGCGCCAAGGUGUUCGAGAAGCCGAGCCAGCUAGCCCGGCACAUCAGGGUCCACACGGGGGAGAAACCCUACAAGUGCAACGUCUGCAAUCGAGGCUUCACGCAGGAGGGCUCCGUGAGGAUCCACAUGUGGCAGCACAAGAACGUCAAGCCCUACAGCUGCACCCUCUGCCACGCCAGUUUCCGGCAAAAAGGUAAUUUGAAUUCCCACGUGCUGCGGGUGCACGAGCUGAAGGAGGAGGGUGGCAGGCCGUUGUACCGGUGCUCGCGGUGCCCCUGCGCGUUCAAGAAGCUGGGCAGCCUGAGCAGUCACGUGAAGCGGGUCCACGGCGGUGACGGGAGCAACCUCGCCACGGAGGAGGACGACGACGGCGACGAGAACGAGGAGGCCAUGCGGGCCAAGGUCGACCGGGUCAUCGAUGGGCUGGCCGAUCUCGAGUCGUGCGUCGCCGAUGCGAGACUCGCUGGGCUGGAAUCGGGAAAGGAGGGCUUCGUCGUCACCGACGACAAGGAGACCACGGCCCUCGUCACGAUCUUUGACAAGGAGAGCGACGGUUUGAACGGCAAGUACGUGAAACUGAAGCAGCGAUUGGUCAACAACGCCAAGUUCUACGAGUGCACGUUUUGCCAGAAAACUUUCAAAAAGCCGUCCGAUCUCAUGAGGCACUUGAGGAUACACACCAAGGAAAAGCCUCACAAGUGCAAAAUAUGCGACAGAUCGUUCACGUUGAAGGCAACGCUGCUGCACCACGCGAGCACCCACAACGGGACGGACAAAGUACCGUGCGCCAUGUGCAACAUGACACUGGACUCGAGAAGGGCUUUUGAAAACCACAUGGACAACUGCCACAGGUGUACCAAGUGCGACAAGCGAUACGAGAGCAUGGAGGAGCAAAACAGCCACAAGGAAGCGCACAUCGGUGACCUCCCGAGCAUGGAGAGGCCAACGUCGAAGAAACAAGUGUCCGCCGAGGUGCAAAGCCUGGCGGAUAAGGUUGUGCUGAAGGAGCCACUGGUGCUCACGGAAACGGGCAAUGGGCAAGUCCAAGCCAAGCCUCGGUAUCGCGACGACAUCGCCCGCGGCAAGGGCAGGCCGCACAAGUGCCCGUCGUGCCCCGCCGCCUUCAUGAAAGUCAGUCAUUUCAAGCAACACUACCGCAAACACACGGGCGAACGGCCCUUCUCCUGUGACACCUGCAACAGCGCCUUCUCGACAAAAAGCACCCUCAAGGCUCACCUCCGCGUCCACGACCGCUCGAGGCCCUACUCGUGCUGCAUUUGCAACAAUAAAUUUACGACUCUGAGCGGCAUGAGGAGGCACUACACGACGCACGACAACAAACGCUCCAUCAUGUGUCCCUACUGCAACAAGACCUUCAAAUCGUCGGUCACUUGCAAGAAACACAUGAAGGUGCACAAACAAGAAGUCGCCCAGCAGCAACUGGAGCUUCAGAAAACACAACAAAAGCCCGAUCCAAGUGCUACUGGCGCCACGAACAAACCGGUCAUCAUCAGCGACGAAAGAGUUGUACUGCCUUUCGCCAUUGCGUCGUCCUUGCACUCGAACAAUCCAACAACUGCCUCCAACGAUCGAAGCGCGGACAACUUGCAGUUUUCCGUCACCUCGUCUUCGCCGAGUAUCCAAUCGUUAGCGCAGAACAUGCCCGCGGUGGAUGGCACCGACGCGAGCUUGGUCCAAACUUUGCAGGCGCAAGACAACAGCUCGAUGAUCCUGUCCAACUACGACGGCAGCCAAUCUAUUUCCCCUGAGAGCAUCCGAGAGAUCGAAGAAAAGCUGAACCAGCAGUUGUUCGGUCUCGGGGUGAACUUGUCACUGGGCAACGUCGUCAAGCACCUUGAUCCGCAAAACGAUGCAAACGUGGAGUCGCGCGAGCAGCCGAUGUUGAGUAUCAUUUACGAAAACGGGACCACGUUGCAUUCGCCGGUCACUGUCAGCGCAUCCGUCAAUCCCAGCGCGUUCAACCCUCAGUACGGCAAUAUCGACAUCAGUCAAAUAGCGUUGCAGAACAACAACGCGAUGAACAUCGGCAUCGUGCAAGCUGAUUCCACCAACGUGAUAAACAUCCUGUCCAACGUCAUACAAGAGAGUGAACCGUGUCCCCAGCCGAUGAUCGACGACGGCGUUGAUUUGAAUUUCGUCAUCCAUGAAAACGCAACGAGUGAGAUCGAUCGAGUGGUCGACGACCCUUCGAUCUUCGACAUGAAGGAUGGUGUUGAUCCACAGGGCGGCGACGGUUCGAACAAAGGAGACAGUUUACAGUGCCAUAUUUGCGACAGACAAGGGUUCAGCGCCAAAGAUUUGGAAGACCACUUGGAAACCCAUCAAGGGAAGAACGAGUUCCAAUGCUCGGUUUGUCUCACGAAAUUAUUGUCCGAAAGGGAUCUCAAUCGGCACGCGAAGACGCACGAGAUUCAAGAAACUCACAAAUGUUACGAGUGUAACCAGGAAUUCAACACGAGCUUACUGUUGAGGGACCACAUCAAGGAGCAUGUGAAAAAAGAGUUGAAACUGAAAGACCCGGAAAAUGCAGAGACAAUCAUUACCGAACUCGAAUCGGAAGCCAAAGUUGACGGUAGCAAGAAAAAGAACAAAGUCAACACGUGCCAAUAUUGUCCCAAAAGUUUCCGCAAACCAAGCGAUCUCGUCAGACACGUGAGGACACACACGGGCGAACGACCCUACGAGUGCCAUUUUUGCAACAAAACUUUCGCCGUCAAGUGUACCUUGGACUCGCACCUAAAGAUACACAACAGCAAAAAGUCGUUCCACUGCCAAAUUUGUGACAAUAUGUUUGCGACCAAAGGAAGCCUCAAAGUUCACUCGAGACUACACACAGGGUCCAAACCGUUCAAGUGUUCCAUGUGCGACAUGAAGUUCCGCACCUCAGGCCACCGGAAAGUACACCUCCUGUCUCACACGAAAACUAGAAAAUCCUCGACUCGCAAGUCAAAGAGCAAAACCACGGGAGUCUCGCUACUGGCGGCCGAGGUUGAAAAGUUGGCCGAAAAGGAUUUGGUCGACAACGCCGUGAUGCUCGAAAUCGAUUCGCUGCAAGACUUUGACCAGCCAACCAUUGAGCUUCAGGACAACGACCUCGUGCAGACGCCGGCAAUCGAGUCCCAACAAAGUUUCGACGCGAUCGAUCCAAUGGAUGACGCCCUGGUGCAGCCAAACAUGGGCAUCGAUCAAAGUCUGAACGACUUGACGAUACCAAGCGAAAUAACUUUUAGCACGGACUUCCUGGACGGCGACAUUUUGACCCUCGGUGAAAACAACCAGUGGGUGGCGAACCUGCAGUAUCUAUUGACCAACGGGUUGGUCACGAUACAGACCCAGGACCCGGAGUUGAAUCAAGUGACUCUGACGACGACGUCUACGAUACCGGACGGCCUUGAAAAGACAAAAAUCCCCGAAGAGACCGAGGUGCCCCAGGUACUCUUCGACAUGGAGUCCCCGGACUCGACGGUGCCCAACAACCCGCUGCCAGGUGAGAAAAGCCUCGCCAUGAGCGAUUACAUGGUCCUGCAGUUGGACAGCGUCGACUCGACGGUGCAGAUCAGAAACAACGCUGCCAAUCCGGACAAAUCCCCGGUCAGCGGGGCGAGGCGGGAGUGCGAAAUGUGCGGCAAGAGUUUCGCCAAGCCGUGCCAACUCGAGCGCCACAAGCGAACGCACACGGGCGAGCGGCCCUUCAAGUGCGACCAGUGCGCAAAGUCCUUUGGCCAGAAGUCGACGCUGCAGAUGCAUUACAGGAACCACACCGGGGCCAAACCCCACGAGUGCAGCCAGUGCAACAAAUCGUUCGCCCAGAGUGGUAAUUUGCACACCCACGUCAAGCGGGUGCACAAGGCCGAGACGAGUCCGCCGAGUCGGGCGACGCAGUACUUUCACUACGAUCUGAAACUGCUGGAUUCAAGUGUCGAAGACCGCAGAUCGCUUGAGCUUGACGACAUGUCGUUUGCCGAUUUACUGAGCUGAUGGUGUAGUUUUAACAAGUGCCUUACUCUAUGCGCCAUUAUAUAUAAAAAAAAGAAAAGCUGGAUCUUGAGUGUUUUCAUAUUUGAUCUGAAAUUAGUUAGUAUUUUAUCGUAGAUAUAUAAUUACUUGGUGCAAUUUUUGUUGAAGAUUAAAUAUUCGUUGUAAAGAGUAAAUAUUUUAAUACUAUCGCUAGCUAAUUUUUUUUUUUCAAACUUGUCUUCGUGAUUUUAAAACUGAUGCCAUUACUAUCUUUUCGAGAUUUUUAUUUUAAUCAUUACGAGUAUAAGCGUCAUGGCAAUGAAUUAUUUAUAGUCUAUUUGCAUAAUAUAGAUGUAUAAAAAAGUGAGCUAUGAAGUAACAAACUAUUUUUUUAUCGCUGCGUUUUUAUAAUGUAUACAUGCCCGAAGGUGCUAAAGGUGCAAUUUACAAGUGUAAGGAUUAUCGUUAAGGAUAAAAAUGUAUUUUGAUAUUUACUUACAAUCGUUUUGUUAUACAGUUACAUCGAAGACCAUAUAUGAAUGAUUGUUUAUUUUUUUCGUCAAAAGAUAUUUACAAACUCGAACGCGCCA
Copidosoma floridanum is the source of this 5081-nucleotide messenger RNA. RefSeq lists its product as uncharacterized. NCBI's taxonomy places the organism in Eukaryota, Metazoa, Arthropoda, Insecta, Hymenoptera, Encyrtidae. The record is from RefSeq and is a predicted model, not a curated record.